Messenger RNA from Pyricularia pennisetigena, 1680 nucleotides. RefSeq lists its product as uncharacterized. The coding region runs from base 1 to 1680 and encodes 559 amino acids. The record is from RefSeq and is a predicted model, not a curated record. NCBI's taxonomy places the organism in Eukaryota, Fungi, Ascomycota, Sordariomycetes, Magnaporthales, Pyriculariaceae. The transcript is spliced from 3 exons.
AUGCCUUACCACUCGGUUCAGGACGAUGACGUCCCGGUGGCCACGGGAUUUCCGGAUGAGGAGGGCUCCAAGUCGCUCCCAUGCCGCAAGGAGGUCGAAGUUUACCCAUGGAUAAAACGAUAUGUCACCUGCCCAGUGGUCUCAUCGCUUGCCACCAGGACCAAGAGAGAUGCCGAAGAGAUGGCCGCGUCGGCGCGGUCCAGUGACCCGGCGUCCUCCCCGACGGACUCUGUCAACAGGAAACGAAAAGCUGAAGAGGUCGACGAGGAAGACGCAGAGUCGAAGAGGGUUCAGACGGAAGAGGCUCUAUCUUCUUCAACCUCGCGAACAUCAAGCCGCUCAUCGUCUGCCGAGAUCUCCACCCCGGUUCACCAGCAUGCAACUCUGUCCGACAACUCCAUCUUCAAGGUCAUCACGCUUUCGCCAGCACCUGUCAGGAAAGGAUCCCGUGAUGCGGUCGAACGGGACGUUGCUGCUCAGUCUCUGUUUUUGCUUUCCAACGGCGCGCUUCCCUCUCCCACGACAAAACAAGACUCCUUGGGUGAAGCGAGCUUGAAGGGUUUCCCUGCAGACGUUCAGCCGCCAUAUCGCCAACAGCGUAAAUGCACUCUGCCGUCAAUCCAUGAGCUCUUUGCCAAGAUCCCCGAUGAUGGCUUUAGCAGCAGCAGCAGCGACUUCAGACCCCGCGACUGGCCAGCCUGGGACAGACGCAACAGCUCGGCGUCGCUCGCUUCGUCCACACCCCCGUCGCUAUGCGCAGACUCACCGCUCUCUCAGUCCUUCUCCACCACCUUUGCAACCACGCCUCCCACGCAGUUUUCUGCUCCGCCGCCGCCGCCGAGACCUGUCAGGAGCUUCUCCGAGAGGUCCAGCCUGUCGUCGCCAGGCCUGCCGCCGCUCAACACGACCAGGUUCGCCCUCGCCAUGACGCCCGAGGUCUACCAGGCCGCCAGCGCCCGCUCGUCCCGCCGCUGCUCGCCCAGUCUCGUCACCAAGCAGCCGACGAUACGCAAGCGCGCCAAGCGGGGGAAGAAAGAACGGAACGGAGAGUAUUCCGCCGACGAGGCGUCGCCCACGACAGCGACAUCGACCAUGUCAUCAUCGUCAUUAUCGAACGGUGCCGUGUCGGAGCUCGGCGGCGGCGGUCACCCUAACCAAAAGUACCCCAUGGCGCACGAGCACUUUGUUAUCUACGCUCGCAAGAAGCACGACAAGCGCACGACGUGGAAGGACGUGACGACGGCCUUCAAUAAGGCCAUCGGCCCCAUCGGUCCGCAGAAUCCCGGGCUGGACAUGUACGUCACGCAGUCCGAGAGGUCGCUGAACCUGCCGGCGCAGCGCGAGCAGGCCGGCGUCACGAGCAUGUACUACCGCACCAACAAGGUCAUCCCCGUCAUGGACGGGCGCGGCGGCCUCGUGUACGGCGACGACGGCGAGCCCCUCCUCGAGUGGAUCCACGAGCGGGACACGAGCCGCUCCCCGCCCGGUCUGAUCGAGAGGUAUCCCGAGAUCGUCCUCGACAGGGAUUACUGGUUCGUGAGCGAUGAGGAUAAGAGGUGGGCUGCGCAUCUGAAGGCUAUUCGUGACCAGCAGAGAAGAGAACGUGGGCUGCCCACCUGGGACGAGCAGCACACGCAGCCGGCCGGAGAGCAACCGCGGGAUUAUGUUCCUCGUUUAUAA